ACUCCCGCGCGGACCAUUCUAAGUCAUUCAUACACGUUGAGUUCAGAAGCUUUUUCUCUCUGGUCUGUUGGCACUUCGUCCACGGCCAAACUAGAAGCGAACGACUUUAUAAUACCAACGAUUGGGAGGUGCAUACGUAUAUUUUCUCUUUGGCGACAUUGCUACAUAACACACUGCAUUCAUAUGCUUAAAAGUUUUACCUUCCCAUCAUCCCCAUUAUUGCAACUUCUACUUUAUCUACUUUAACUUCUUUCAUUCUUUACCUCACCCGGUCUGUGAAACAGAAACUUAUUCAUUGACAAUGCCCCGUCAGCAGAGUCAGAAUUCCAAAGGAUCGCCUUCGCCCGUUCUUUUUGUUGUGCCUCCGUUGCUCAUCCCCGUUCCGCGCUUCGGCACGAUGAGAGGACUGUUGGCCGCAGCGUGCGGUAGUUUUUUUCUGGCCGGCCUACCGGCAUGUCGCGGAUUGCAGCUCAAGUCAGUACAUCAACAUAGUGGUGGUCCUCGCGCACGAAGUGGUUCCUCUUCUCGGCAGCCUCGGAGCCCAACUGGUGCAGCUGCUCACAACGCUAGCAAUAUCCACGGGAAUUACAAAUCGACAAGAGCAUCGUUUUUGUCCUUUGUACGUUGUACUCAUUGCUGCAGCAGAUGCAUGAAUUUAUCUUGUAACAGUAACGAAGGCUCUAUCUCCAUUUCGUAUAUUUUUCUCUAUCAAAGUUGUUGAUGUGCAGGACCGUCCUGCACAAAGUACUAUGAGAAGCAGCAGUAGAAGUUGUGCAAUCAGAAAAUAGAAUGAAAUUGAAAUACAUGCAGCAAACGCUGCUCUCUCACUCUCCUGCUGGAAGUAAGUAGCUUUGAGAUGACCUACGCGCAGCUAAGGUCACAAUGGAAAGCUGUUACUUUUGUUUUUGGGCAAUCACGGGGCCUCUUUGUCUUUCCAUUUCGAUAUCUUCACCGGACAUAUUGUUCGGCACGAACACAGAGCAGCAGGCUAAGGCUCUGGUAAUCGGUGAGAACCACUUCAUGGCUCUUUCCGGACCCCUACGCAGCAUGCUUCGGAACCUUGCCGAGCGCAAGCAGAUUGAGCUCUUCGAAGAAACGUCGGAGGACGUUGAUUCCGAGUUAGAGGACCCUCAUCUGUACUUUCUCGCGCAUGUUAGUAACCUUGUAGCCAGGCUGAAUCAGGCUGAAGUGCCAGAUGCAGAUGGCAUCGGUUUUGUCCUGCGAUGUUUCAAACGCGACAGCACGACAUUCGUAUCAUUAAGUGUUGAGGAGAAGCGGCAGCUAGUGAAAGUCGCAGGUGAUGCUAUCAUGGGCGAAGCUAUGCAGCAGCAGAGCCACGUGCUGGAUGGAAUUUUUCCAUCGGGUUCUCGAGACCAAGAAAUCCUGGAAGAGGCCAGCGCUUUAACGAAGGCUCUCAAGUUAAUGCUUUUCCCGGACGCGAGAAGUGACAGUGAGCUUUUUGACGUACGAGACGACAUUCCAGUGCUAAGUCUAAGACCAGCCGGUAGGGAGCGCUGGACGCCCUUUGAUGCCGUGGAGUUUGAUAUUUACCAACUUUCUCGCGGCAAGCGGACGAGGCGCGAGCUGGAAGAGGCGAAGGCUGGAAUGUAUGUGCCGACUUAUGCCGUCGAACACUACCUGGCUCAUGAUGUCUCGGAAGGUUUCCUUUUCCGAGAACACUUUUUACGAGGUGCAGACUUUUCGUCUAUUGGACCGACCAAUGCGCACAUUCAACAAAUCGAGAAGGUUAUGCCGCGUCGCGUUGAUCUCCUCCGGUGCGGGCUGGAAGCUAUCCAGGCCUGGCUGGCGCAGAAGGUCAACGAAACGUACCUCCAAGGCGCCUGGAAGCUGCCCUCGAUUUUUCCGGAGGGAUCGAACAUGACAGAAGAGGAGCGUGCUCAGAUGGAGUUGCUGCGGGCAAGUUUAUCUCCUGAUGCAGCACCGUCGCUCCUGAUCAAGCAACGUCGCGCUUGUCUGGCUCAAGCAACGUCGACGUCGCUCCUGAUCGAGCUCAGAAACCUUGUCUGGAUCCAACGUGUUUUCCAGAAGUGGACCAAGAGAAGCCACGAAGGCCACGUCGACGAGGAGGGUGGCGGUGCUGGUGCCACUACAGCUGCAACGACUCCUUCUGCCCAGCUACUUCCGAAAGUUUUUGUUAUGGGUAACGACCAUGUGCCCCAUUUCGUUAUGCGCCUCAAGCAGGUAGCAGGCGAAGGCCUCCAAAUCGAAACUGCGCGCCUUUUCCGGCAGAAGAGAAGGGAGCCUGCGAGGAUUGCUACCAGCAGUAGCGGAGCGGAAGGCGCAUCAAUGGAGGACCCCUAUUCGCAUAGCUCGGUGCAUACCGAGUUUCGGGAGAAAUACGAAGAAGAAAAGCGAAGUCUCCGCUCCCGGCCGGCGAUGCAGCUUGAGCUUGACUCGCUCUUGACCAAGGUGACUGACGCGCACCGGGAGAUUACUCGCACUUGUGCAGAAAGGCCUCCUUCCCUGUCCUAUAUUAAUUACGCGAGCACGCCCACCACCCCUCUCCAUGCGCGGACAGAAGGUGACAUGCCACAGGUACUGCGCGAGCGCGACGAGCAAGAAGAAAGGGAUACAGCCGUGGCCGGGAUUUUACAGUGGGAGAUUGACUUUCCUGAAUCGCGACUGGAAACAGAUACUAUCAAACAGAACCAGAAAAAGAAAACGAAAAGUAGACGCUGCUAUCUGUUCCCGAAGUAGAGGGCCGCCCAGACCGGCGCACCGGCGAAGAGUCUUGAUCUUCGAUUCUUUUCCCAUUCCCCGGAAUGAAAUAGAAAUAUUUGCAAUAAAAAUUGCGAAGGCCUGCUGGUGCGGCGUUUGCAGUUUUAAGUAGGCAAUAAUAAUAAAAGUUUCAAAGGACUUGCAAGACAAAAAAUAUCACUAAGACUAAGUGGCUGCAUUGUCAUGAAGUGCGUGCCGCAUGGAAAUAUGAUAUCGGGACUGUAAAAAAGUUGAAAUAUGCAUCUGCUUUUGUUUUCCUCUGGACAGGUGUCGAUGGUUUCCUCAGCGUUCUCCGGUUCCUUGCGGUUGCGACGAAGACGACCAACACGCAGGCGAGCAAAGGUCAUGGUAAAGGAUCCGGCCAGGAGACCGCGUCGCCGCGGCGCAGAUCAACUUCUGCUAGGGCCGCAAGAAGGAGGCGUGGUAGCCCUUCUGCAGCUCAGUAUCGUCGUCCAACCCGGUCGCGUGAAGAUCAUGGGAUUCGCUUCCCCCUGGACGAGGACAACGUGAACGUGAACGACGACCAAGCUGCAGAAGCUGCCCCCGUGCUGCCUCCUGAGCAGCUGCAGGUGGCACAACGUGGUACCCUUCAAGUGCCAGGGGAAGAUGACGAUGAAGAGCAACAUCCUCGGCUUCCGCAUUUCUUUGGAUGAUGCAGUGAGGGCGAGGAGCAAUGCAGGUGGUCGUACUUUUGAGCCUUUUGAUGGGGUUGAAGGUACUGCACCGCGGCGCCAGAAAAAAACAUCAAGCAGAACGAAAAGCCCGGGGAGAAGUCGUAGGAGGUGAGGAUGUCAGCAGUCCGAGUCCUUGUAUGGCCCAUACAAGGCUCUAACUGGAGCUUUCCCAUACUAUGGGAAAGCUUCUGUUGUGUUCAUGUGUGCUGGAUAAAUAUAAGUACUCCCCGGAGUACAUAUGUGAAAGCGAAUUUUUUUGAAAAAAUCGUGAUCGGCAGCUUCGUCUCCUGGUACAUGUAUUUACUGUUUUGGACCUUUUUACUGUUUUGGACCUAUUUACUGUUUUGGAAAAAAAAAAAAAAUUACUGUUUUGGACCGCCGGGAUACCUAACGCAUUCCGUCCUCCCGAUGGCGAACAUUGGAGAGGUGGAUCCCAGGGCGCCACAAGAAUAAACUACAGGCGACCAACAUACUGAUCAUUUCCGAUACUUGUCAUGAAGAUGUAGUAAACACGAUCACGAACCCGUAGUACCCCAGCAAGCACGUCGAUUAUUUUUAUUGAACAGCUAGCUCAGCUUCAGAGAUGCAGAUGACCACGACGAACUACAGCUGUGAAUUUUUUUGAGAGUGCCUAUUUCAAAUUCAAACGAGUAACACAGCUUAUUGUAGCGCAAAUUUUACUUAUUGAAAUUUGCGCUACAUCACCUACAUAGUUAGAAGAAGUCGAACAAGCACCACUAGACUCACAAGAUGAUUCAGUGAGUAGAGAAGCCUAGUAAUGAGCGAAGGACUCCUAAAUACAUGCUUCUGUUUCAUCUGGUUCGAACAUGGCCACCAGGUGGAGGCACCUGGUUCACGAAUGAAGAAUAAAAACGCACCUC
Messenger RNA from Amoebophrya sp. A120, 4294 nucleotides. The record is from the annotation of a GenBank genome assembly. Lineage: Eukaryota; Dinophyceae; Syndiniales; Amoebophryaceae.